AUGGCGAAAGUGGUAGCUGUGAAAAAGAUGAAAAAGUCCCUGGAGUUGAUCAACUCUAGGUUCCAACUUGUUAUGAAAAGUGGGAAAUACCUGCUGAGUGACAAGCUGACUCUGAAAAUGAUCAGGCAAGGAAAAGCCAAGUUGGUCAUCCUCGCCAACAACUGCCCAACCUUGAAGAAAUCUGAAAUUGAGUACUAUGCCGUGUUGGCCAAAAGUGGUGUCUGUCGCUACAGUGGCAAUGAUGUUGAACUGGGCACAGCAUGCGGAAAAUACUACAGAGUGUGCACAUUGGCUAUCAUUGAUCCAAGUGAUUCUGAUAUCAUUAGAAGCGUGCCAGAACAGACUGGAGAAAAAGAAAUCACAACCCCGCGGCGGGCGCCGGGGCUCCCAGCCCCCUGCCCGGCCGCGCUAGGUCCAGCCCUGCUCGAAUUAGAAGGGGUCACUUGCAAAGCGAAAGACCCGGGGCUGGGGGGCGGGGAGGAGCAGAGGAACUGGGUCAAGAGGACUCGGAGCUCGGGAAAGGACGAGAACCGCCUGCACUCCGGCCCACUCCUCUCCACGUCUCGCCGUCCAGGGCCCCGCGGGGGCGGCCGCUCUCAGGCUCUCCGACGUCCCCCGCUGGGGAUCCGAGAAGGGGCCGCCAUCGGCGCCCUGCAUCAGAAGGGGGCGCGCAGCCCGCCGCCGCCGCGCCACGGGCUGGGGGAGGGGGCUGGAAGCCCGCCCCGCCCCGUCCCGGGACCUCCCGCCCCCCAAGUCGAGUAG
Elephantulus edwardii (Cape elephant shrew) is the source of this 762-nucleotide messenger RNA. RefSeq lists its product as uncharacterized. The record is from RefSeq and is a predicted model, not a curated record. Bases 1 to 762 code for a protein of 253 amino acids. Gene Ontology annotation, molecular function: RNA binding; structural constituent of ribosome. Gene Ontology annotation, cellular component: cytosolic large ribosomal subunit. The transcript has 4 exons. Lineage: Eukaryota; Metazoa; Chordata; Mammalia; Macroscelidea; Macroscelididae.